Staurois parvus is the source of this 540-nucleotide messenger RNA. Lineage: Eukaryota; Metazoa; Chordata; Amphibia; Anura; Ranidae. The record is from the annotation of a GenBank genome assembly.
GAUUGGGAGGGGAUUGGAACACCUGAAUCACAUGAUUGGGAGGGGAUUGGAACACCUGAAUCACAUGAUUGGGAGGGGAUUGGAGCACCUGAAUCACAUGAUUGGGGGGGAUUGGAACACCGGAAUCACAUGAUUGGGAGGGGAUUGGAACACCUGAAUCACAUGAUUGGGAGGGGAUUGGAGCACCUGAAUCACAUGAUUGGGAGGGGAUUGGAAUAUCUGAAUCACAUGAUUGGGAGGGGAUUGGAACACCUGAAUCACAUGAUAUGGAGGGGAUUGGAACACCUGAAUCACAUGAUUGGGAGGGGAUUGGAACACCUGAAUCACAUGAUUGGGAGGGGAUUGGAACACCUGAAUCACAUGAUAUGGAGAGGAUUGGAACACCUGAAUCACAUGAUUGGGAGGGGAUUGGAACACCUGAAUCACAUGAUAUGGAGGGGAUUGGAACACCUGAAUCACAUGAUAUGGAGGGGGAUUGGAACACCUGAAUCACAUGAUAUGGAGGGGAUUGGAACAUCUGAAUCACAUGAUAUGGAGGGG